GGAAUAUGUCAGCGCCCUCGAAUAAUCUACGGGAAUUGAAUGAUAGCAAAAAACAAACAAUUUAGACCAAAUGGCAUCCACAGAGGAUGUCAACACAUCCCAUGCUGCAUCAUCAUCCAUCAAUGAAAAGGGACAAUCAGAAUUUAAGGGAUUCAUAGCUUUACACAUAGGUGCAGGAUACCAUGCCCCAUGUAAUGAGAUGAAAUACACAAGCGUAUGUGCUAAGGCAUGUAGAGUGGCAAUGGCUGCAAUCAGAGAGGGCAAGUCUGCUGUUGAUAUAGUAACUCGUGCUGUUGCCGCACUGGAGGAUUCCCCACACACAAAUGCUGGCUUAGGCUCUAAUUUGACUAUAGAUGGCACCGUAGAAUGUGACGCUAGCAUCAUGGAUGGGGAGAGUCUGGAGUUUGGUGCUGUAGGGGCUCUGCAAGGUGUCAAAAAUCCAAUAGAGGUCGCCAGGGAGUUAUUGGUGAAACAGACGGAGGGUUCCUUAUCUCUGGGACGAAUACCACCUUGUUUCAUGGUUGGUGAAGGAGCAAGAAAAUGGGCAGAGACCCAGAAGAUAAAGAUGGUAGACAAAACUUCAUUAAUAACAGAUGCCACACUUAGCAAUCACAAGAAAUACAAGAGAAGGUUGGACAGAGUUGGAGAUGGUAAUAGUGGAGCAAGGAAGAGACAGAAGAUAGAUAACAGCUCAAACUCAAGCAAUAGUACAACAAAUGGAGAGAUAGCUGACGAAGAUAUUUCUGGUGACAAAUUGUUGGAUACUGUGGGUGCAGUUUGUCUAGAUCACCAUGGCAAUGUUGCCUCAGCUGUAUCAAGUGGAGGCAUCAUUCUAAAACAAGCUGGAAGAGUGGGUCAGGCAUCAGUUUAUGGUUGUGGCUGCUGGUCAGACACAGGGAUCCCCCACUCUGUAGCAGUUAGCACUACAGGUAGUGGGGAACAUAUUUUGAAAUCUCAACUAGCCAAGAAUUGUGCAGAAUGUCUUCUUAAUGGGACCAAUGCUAUGCAAGAUACACAAAAAGCAUUUGAACAACAUUUUAUACGCUCAAGAUUUCUAAAACAAUUCUCAGAAAAGUAUGGUGGAGCACUCAUUCUUAAACAUGACAAGGAAGAGCUGGACAAAGUUGAAGUUAUCUGGGUACAUUCCACUGAGAGUAUGUGUGUGGCAUAUAUGUCAUCAGCUGAUAAGUCACCAUGUGCAACUAUAUCAAGAUUACCAACAAAGCCAACAAUUAAAGCUGGGCGAUCAAUAUUGGUGCAAGGCAAAGUAUGUAGACUGUGACAUACAUUUGUAUGGUCUAUAUUAAUGCUACAAGAAGUAUGUAGGCUGUGACAUACAUUUGAAUGGUCUAUAUUAAUGCUACAAGAAGUAUAUAGACUUUGACAUACAUUUGUAUGGUCUAUAUAAUGCUACAAGAAGUAUAUAGACUGUGACAUACAUUUGUAUGGUCUAUGUUAAUGCUACAAGAAGUAUAUAGACUGUGACAUACAUUUGUAUGGUCUAUAUUAAUGCUACAAGAAGUAUAUAGACUGUAACAUACAUGUGUAUGGUCUAUAUUAAUGCUACAAGAAGUAUAUAGACUGUGACAUACAUUAGAAUG
Owenia fusiformis is the source of this 1601-nucleotide messenger RNA. The record is from the annotation of a GenBank genome assembly. Lineage: Eukaryota; Metazoa; Annelida; Polychaeta; Sabellida; Oweniidae.